Messenger RNA from Cetraspora pellucida, 211 nucleotides. NCBI's taxonomy places the organism in Eukaryota, Fungi, Glomeromycota, Glomeromycetes, Diversisporales, Gigasporaceae. The record is from the annotation of a GenBank genome assembly.
UCUGUUAAAAAAUUUUGGGCUCAUACAAGUUCUUUUAGAACCUAUAAUGCUUCCACAGUCUGAAAAUAACCUUUUAAAUAGUGUUGAUAUAACUGAAAUAAAGAGAGCAGAUAUAAAAAGUAUUUGUGAGACUGCAAGAUAUUCAUCAAAUUCAUUCUGUGAAUUAAUAGUUGGCAGAUUAUUAAAUAUAUUAAAAAGUUUAGAUUUAUAA